AUCUUUUAUGAAAUUUAUUUCAAUGAUUGAUAUUAAUUUCAAAAGCCUUGCUGGUUCAUAUAGUGUAUGAUUGGCAAAAAUAGUUCAUUUGGGCUAGCUGUGUAAGUUUAAUUUCGUCAUUAUCCUACAUCAAGUAUAGUCUGUCCGUGAGUCGUGGCAGUCGCGCCGCGCGUUCUACACGUGUUGUGAAGUGGUGUGAAGUGAGAAAGGUUCGAAACAUCGGUUCAUCUGCUGUUUUAGUUAUUUCAAUAAAAUAAAUGUCUUUCGUGCCAGUUCUUCCUGAUUGUCAUUUCCCAAUUCAAAAUCUUCCAUAUGGAAUAUUUUCAACAAAAAUAGAUGCAAAAUGUCGUAUUGGGGUUGCAAUUGGAGAAUUUGUCCUGGAUUUGCAAGCCAUCAAACAUCUAUUUAAUGGACCAAUCAUGAAGCUUAAGCAACAUGUAUUUGAAGAGGAAACAUUGAACAAAUUCAUGAGCCUUGGACAUGAAGCAUGGCUUGAAACUCGUCAAACUAUUCAAUCAAUUUUAUCAAAAGAGCAAAGUGUUUUACGCGAUAAUGCUGAUCUUCAGAAAAAAUGUCUCAUACCACAGAAAGAAGUAACCAUGCAUCUUCCUGCUGCUAUUGGUGAUUAUACUGAUUUCUAUUCAUCACGAGAGCAUGCAACAAAUGUAGGAACAAUGUUUAGAGGCAAAGAAAAUGCACUUCUUCCAAAUUGGCUUCAUUUGCCAGUUGGUUAUCAUGGUCGUGCUUCUUCAGUUGUUGUGUCUGGGACUCCAGUUAGGAGGCCAGUUGGUCAGACUAGAAUGGUGGAUGACAAACCACCAACUUUUGGACCUUGCAAACUGUUGGAUUUUGAGUUGGAAAUGGCUUUCUUUGUUGGUCCUGGUAAUGCCCAAGGAGAACCCAUACCUGUUGCCAAGGCACAUGAACACAUUUUUGGAAUGGUUAUUAUGAAUGAUUGGAGUGCUAGGGAUAUUCAAAAAUGGGAGUACGUUCCUCUUGGGCCAUUUUUGGCAAAAAAUUUCUGUACAACGAUAUCACCUUGGAUUGUUACGAUGGAGGCUUUAAGACCUUUUCUCGUUUCAAAUCCUGUCCAGGAUCCGCAACCAUUACCAUAUCUGAGACAUUCUGAUCCAUACUCGCUCAACGUAAAUGUGGAGGUCGCCAUCAAAGGUGAAGAAAUGAAGAAAGAAGUGGUAAUUUCCAAGUCAAAUAUGAAAUACUUAUAUUGGACUGCUAAACAACAACUUGCUCAUCAUACUGUUACUGGUUGCAAUGCUCGGCCUGGAGAUCUCAUGGCGUCUGGUACAAUCAGUGGACCUACACCUGAUUCUUAUGGUUCAAUGUUGGAGUUAUCGUGGCGGGGCUCAAAACCUAUCCAACUUGAACCUGGGAUCGAACGGAAGUUUCUUAAAGAUGGUGAUGAGGUAAUAAUGAAAGCGCAUGCACAAGGAGAUGGCUACGUCAUUGGUUUUGGAGAUUGUGUCGGAAAGGUAUUGCCUUCUAUAAACUUCCCGUAAGGUACGGUGAAUUAUCAAUACGUGAACUGUUUCCACAACAAAUGCCCGGCAAAAAUCAUUAAACAGGUUCUGUUUUAAAAUAAAUGGUAAUUACUAAGGCA
Molecule: messenger RNA, 1618 nt
Organism: Xenia sp. Carnegie-2017
Lineage: Eukaryota; Metazoa; Cnidaria; Anthozoa; Malacalcyonacea; Xeniidae
Product: fumarylacetoacetase-like
Exons: 12
Coding region: 258-1517 (419 amino acids)
Biological process (GO): homogentisate catabolic process; L-phenylalanine catabolic process; L-tyrosine catabolic process
Molecular function (GO): fumarylacetoacetase activity
Source: RefSeq, a predicted model, not a curated record